This is a messenger RNA of Eutrema salsugineum, 1179 nucleotides long. Its product is annotated as aquaporin PIP2-7. Gene Ontology annotation, biological process: transmembrane transport. Gene Ontology annotation, cellular component: plasma membrane. Gene Ontology annotation, molecular function: water channel activity. The coding region runs from base 95 to 940 and encodes 281 amino acids. The record is from RefSeq and is a predicted model, not a curated record. The transcript has 4 exons. NCBI's taxonomy places the organism in Eukaryota, Viridiplantae, Streptophyta, Magnoliopsida, Brassicales, Brassicaceae.
GAGACACUGUCGUCGUCACACAACACCACUUAAUUCGAGCAAACUCCAUAGCUAGCUAGAGAGAGAAAGCAAGAGAAAAAGAGUGAACUUAACGAUGUCGAAAGAAGUGAGCGAAGAGGGACAAACCCACAGCCAUGGAAAAGACUACGUCGAUCCUCCACCAGCUCCGCUUCUCGACAUGGCAGAGCUCAAAUCCUGGUCUUUCUACAGAGCUCUUAUCGCUGAGUUUAUCGCUACACUCCUCUUCCUCUACGUCACCGUCGCAACCGUCAUCGGCCACAAGAAGCAAACCGGUCCAUGCGACGGCGUCGGUUUACUCGGGAUCGCUUGGGCCUUCGGUGGUAUGAUCUUCGUCCUUGUCUACUGCACCGCCGGUAUCUCUGGUGGUCACAUUAACCCAGCUGUGACUUUCGGUCUGUUCUUGGCCCGCAAGGUCUCUUUGGUGAGAGCUGUUGGUUACAUGAUAGCACAGUGCCUUGGAGCCAUUUGUGGUGUGGGUUUCGUGAAAGCUUUCAUGAAAACUCCUUACAACACUCUCGGAGGAGGAGCUAACACCGUAGCUGACGGUUACAGCAAGGGAACUGCUCUCGGAGCUGAAAUCAUCGGAACUUUCGUCCUUGUCUACACCGUCUUCUCUGCUACUGACCCUAAGAGAAGCGCUCGUGACUCUCACAUCCCCGUUUUGGCUCCACUUCCAAUUGGUUUCGCUGUGUUCAUGGUGCAUUUGGCUACCAUCCCCAUUACUGGAACUGGAAUCAACCCAGCUAGAAGCUUUGGUGCUGCUGUUAUCUACAACAACAAGAAGGCUUGGGAUGACCAUUGGAUCUUCUGGGUUGGUCCAUUCUUGGGAGCACUAGCGGCAGCAGCUUACCAUCAAUAUAUAUUGAGAGCUGCAGCAAUUAAGGCAUUGGGUUCAUUCCGAAGCAAUGCAACCAACUGAUGAAGAUGGCUUAAAAUGUCAAGAAACCACUUUAGAUUUAUGAUGCUUUAUUAUUAUUUUGUGUGUAUUGAGAGAGAACUCAAUUUGGGUGUGGAUGAUGUUGAUUAUGAAAUGGGGUCUCUAUGAUUUCUUUCCUUCUUUUGAAUCCAACUUUGUUAAUUUCAAUAGUUUAGUUCCGUGUGUGAAUCAUUUUCCAGAGUUUUCUUUACGUUAUUAGUCUAUCUUUUUUCUCUUCUACA